Messenger RNA from Brassica oleracea var. oleracea, 528 nucleotides. Its product is annotated as DEAD-box ATP-dependent RNA helicase 56-like. NCBI's taxonomy places the organism in Eukaryota, Viridiplantae, Streptophyta, Magnoliopsida, Brassicales, Brassicaceae. Bases 259 to 495 code for a protein of 78 amino acids. The record is from RefSeq and is a predicted model, not a curated record. Gene Ontology annotation, molecular function: RNA binding; RNA helicase activity. The transcript is spliced from 5 exons.
AAUACACUUUCCUCUGAUAUCUGUUCCUUUCAGCCAAUGGAAAUAUAUGUUGAUGAUGAAGCCAAAUUGACUCUUCAUGGGCUUGUCCAGCACUACAUCAAACUGAGCGAGAUGGAGAAAAUCCGCAAGUUGAAUGACCUUCUUGACGCAUUGGACUUCAAUCAAGUUGUCAUAUUUGUAUAGAGCGUUAGCAGAGCUCGGGAGCUGAACAAGCUGCUUAUUGAAUGCAAUUUCCCCUCAAUAUGCAUUCACUCUGGCAUGUCUCAGGAAGAGAGGCUGACUCACUACAAAAGUUUCAAGGAAGGGCACAAGAGAAUACUGGUGGCGACAGACUUGGUAGGGAGAGGCAUUGACAUUGAGAGAGUCAACAUUGUCAUCAACUAUGACAUGCCAGACUCUGCUGAUACAUAUCUCCACAGGGUACAAGCCAGGUUCGAGGUUGAUAUAAAGCAACUUCCUGAGAAUAUUGAUACUUCUACUUACAUGCCGUCCUAAAUGACUUUGAGAUCACAGACAAGCUGCUUUUGU